This is a messenger RNA of Psammomys obesus (fat sand rat), 2725 nucleotides long. It is a transcript of the gene Znf18, whose product is annotated as zinc finger protein 18. Bases 503 to 2356 code for a protein of 617 amino acids. The record is from RefSeq and is a predicted model, not a curated record. Gene Ontology annotation, biological process: regulation of transcription by RNA polymerase II. NCBI's taxonomy places the organism in Eukaryota, Metazoa, Chordata, Mammalia, Rodentia, Muridae. The transcript is spliced from 8 exons. Gene Ontology annotation, molecular function: RNA polymerase II cis-regulatory region sequence-specific DNA binding; DNA-binding transcription factor activity, RNA polymerase II-specific.
UCUUCCGGGUUGCCCGCGCCGGGAGAGGGGUCCGGACGGGCAGGCCCCCGGGGGUGGCACAUCGCCGGGGGUCCAGCCGCUGGCUACCCCGCCCUCAGUGACAACCCUAGACGCGCCCCGCAGCCUCCCAAAAGUCCUGCCCUGGGGCUUCCGGGCCUUGAACGAUUGCUGUUUGGGAGCCCUGGAGCAAUCAGAUACUUUUUAAUACUUGUCCUAUUGGGAGGCCGGGAAGGUCAGCUGUAGCUCGAGCAAAGCCUACUGUGAGCUGGUAAACAAAAGGGCUACCUACGGGUGCAACCUCGUGUGUGUGUAUUUUACGUGUGUACAGGAGAACGCUGACCUAGAUGCGCAUUCCAUUUCGAUAUGUUGAAGCGUCAGUGGUACAAACGUAACCGAUGAUGCAGUGGGUGUCAUUCUUCAGCAUCCCUUGAAGACACAGUCCUCUCCAGAGACAGCUCCAUCCUGGAAGCCACUCACCUAAAAGGCCCCGUGAAGCCAGACGAUGCCUGUUGACUUGGGACAGGCCCUAGGCCUGCUGCCUUCUCUAGCCAAGGCAGAGGAUUCCACAUGUUCUGGAUCAGAUGCUACCCAGCCAAGAGAGCUCGCCAACCCCGAGACCGCUCGGCAGCUUUUCAGGCAGUUUCGUUACCAGGUGAUGUCUGGGCCCCAGGAGACCCUGAGACAGCUUCGGAGGCUCUGUUUCCAGUGGCUCCGGCCAGAGGUUCACACCAAAGAGCAGAUCCUGGAGAUCCUCAUGCUGGAGCAGUUUCUGACCAUUCUCCCUGGCGAGAUCCAGACAUGGGUGAGGAAGCAGUGUCCAGGCAGUGGAGAGGAGGCAGUGACCCUCGUGGAAAGCUUGAAGGGAGAUCCUUGGAGACUGUGGCAGUGGAUCAGCAUCCAAGUUCUAGGACAAGAGACCCCGUCCGAGAAGGAGAAUGCCACACCCUGCCAAGGGGACAAGGUAGAGCCCCUCCUGGAUGUGGUGCCCCAGGACCUGCCCCUUCAGAAUUCACCUCCAGCAUCUGGGGACCUACUGAGCCAUGGCGUGAAAGAGGAAUCAGACACGGAGCCAGAAUUAGCUCUGGCUGCUUCCCAGCUUCCUGCCAGCCUUGAGGAGAGGCCUAUCAGAGACCAAGACCUAGGAACAGCAGUUCUUCCAGCACUGCACCAGGAACAGUGGAGACAGCUGGAUUCUACUCAGAGGGAACAGUACUGGGAUCUCAUGCUGGAGACUUAUGGGAAAAUGGUCUCAGGAGUAGCAGGCACAUCCAAUUCCAAGCCUGACCUUACUAACUUCGCAGAAUAUGGGGAAGAGCUGGCGGGGCUGCACCUUCAUGUGACAGAGAAGACGCCAAGACCCACCUGCAAAGGAGGCCAGAAAAGGCCAACAGAUUCCCUGGAACUGGAGUUGCAAACAGUUGUGAGCUUCCACAUGGGUGGUGAGAACAGAACCCAGGUCCUCUGCAAGAACAAAGACAGACAAGAAAAUGACAAAGAGAACCUAAACUUGGAAAAUCACAGGGACCAGGGAUUGCUGGAUGUUUUCUGUCAGGCAUCAGGUGAGGUACCACCGCAGACUGCCUUGACUGAUUUCUUUGGUGAGAGUGAGCUGCAUCGUUUUGGAGGAGAAAGUGUCCCUGAGGCUCUGGAAAGUCUUCAGGGUGAGGGGACAGUGGGGCAGCCCUUUCCUCAUGAAAGGGCCUCUGGUAGACAGCUAGGUCAGCACACACAGAGCUCUUCUGGAGAGCUGUCUGUCUUGUGGCUGGAGAAGAGAGAGGCCUCUCAGAAGGGACAGGCCAGAGCCCCCAUGGCCCAGAAACUGCCCACCUGCAGAGAGUGUGGCAAAACCUUCUAUAGGAAUUCACAGCUUGUUUUCCACCAAAGGACUCAUACCGGAGAGACAUACUUUCAUUGCCCCAUUUGCAAAAAAGUCUUUCUGCGGAGCUCAGACUUUGUGAAACAUCAGAGAACUCACACAGGAGAAAAGCCCUGUAAAUGUGACUACUGUGGGAAAGGCUUUAGUGACUUCUCAGGCUUGCGCCACCAUGAGAAAAUCCACACAGGAGAGAAGCCCUAUAAAUGCCCCAUCUGUGAGAAAAGCUUUAUUCAGAGGUCAAACUUCAAUAGACAUCAGAGAGUUCACACGGGUGAGAAACCUUAUAAAUGUACCCACUGCGGCAAGCGCUUCAGCUGGAGCUCCAGCCUUGACAAGCAUCAGAGAUCACACUUGGGAAAGAAGCCCUGCCAAGCACCCACACCUCCGGUGCUGCCUGCCAGGCCACUGGAGCCCUGCUCACCUCUGCCUUUAGGAAGGCAACCAGAAAAAACCUCUUCUUCUUUGCAGGUUGGAAGGUGAGGAGAUGGGCACUGUUUUGGCUUGGAGUAUUCUGAGUUGAAAUUCUUGGUUUAAUAUUUCUUUUUGCAACAGGAAAAGAGUGUUUGUUUGUUGUUUUAGCUGGUCCCUCUUUUGGACCUCUCGGGGAAAGACAUGUCAUGUAGAUAGUGGCUUUAAUAGCUUUCUCUGAUGAGAGCCUGACCAGCAUGGCCACAGUUGCUGUUGCCAAUGAGAACUUGAGAUAAGCUUUAGAACUGAAUUCUAGAGUAGGCUGUUGCAGACAGGGAGGUUGGGAGGCCUGUGAGUGCAUGCCAUCUUUGUCAGACAGGUGACAAAAGUUUUUAUUUAACUGUCUCUUAUUUGAAAUAAACUGAACUGAGUUGGUCUCUA